UAUGGUCGGGUGCGUGUGGGCUCGAGGCGGAGACGCCGGCAGCCGGGCAGGGGAGCCACAAGGCGCCGCUACCUCCGGGCAGGGGGUGGGACACCAAGCCGGGGGGCCCACCCGGCGGGGUGGUGGCCGCUAUGCCCAAGGGUGGGACAACGGCACGGCCGCUCGGCGCACCGGGAGGUGGCCCGGCGGGAGCUGCCGGUAUGCCCGGCAACGCAGGCACGGCGACAGGAGGCAAAACGCUCAUUCUCCUCGUCAUCUCGGACAAUGUGUACCAAGACUGGCAGUCUCGAGUCUUCCACUACCACAUGAAGAAGCUCCUGACGCCGGAUCAAAAGCUGGUGACGCUUAUCUCGUCGCCGCAGCCGGUAGACGUGGCGGGCAAGUGCGCGAAGAAGCAUAACAACUGCCCACUCUUCCCGACGGGCGACUACACCAAGGCGGCGAACGGCGACGCUUUUGUGGUGUACAACCGAGCGCACGCUAUUCGCGAGUACAUGGAUGAUUUUGUGGCUCGGCGGGCGCGCGGGAUCGACGCUGAGUACACCAACGUGGUCAUUGUAGAGCCGGACAUGAUCCCGCUCAAGCCGUUUGACGUUGUGGCGCCGCGCGGCACGGUGUACGGGCACUCGUACUUUUACAUGGAGCGCGGGUAUGGCGGCAUCAACAACAGCCAGCUCAUCGAGUACUGCUCGUUCCGGCCGGACGAUGUGGCACCGAUCGGGGUGCCGUACGUGCUCCACGUCGACGACCUCAUUGCGCUCCUUCCGCUGUGGAUCGAGAAGACGGUCAAGAUGCGGCUGCCGCAGCCGUGGCUCGCCUCGCACGAGCGGUCGUGGAUUGCUGACAUGUGGGCCUUUGCCUGCGCCGCCGCAGACCUGCACCUGACCUCUGUGGCGUCGCCGACCUUUGGCCCCGAGACUGCCAUCGACGCCGAGCCCGGCGACGACUCGAUGGUCAUCCACUACACGUACGGCUACCGUUUCCCACUUCCCGACGGCUCCAAGUUUGAGUUUGAGAAGCGGUCGUGGACGGUCGAGGCGCCGACGCCGCGUCCCUACCCGGAGCCGCCUGCUGACCAAGCAAACAAGCUGGAGAAGAUCCACAUGGCGGCGCUCAACGAGGCGCUUGUGGCUAUCUUUGGACCGAGCGAGUAGAGAUGGUAUGGUUUAAGGUGACAGUCAGCGGCGGCGCUGGCGGCGCUGACGGCGCUGGGCCUCCAUAAAAUGGCGGUCGGCCAUACGGC
Thecamonas trahens ATCC 50062 is the source of this 1243-nucleotide messenger RNA. RefSeq lists its product as uncharacterized. The record is from RefSeq and is a predicted model, not a curated record. Lineage: Eukaryota; Apusomonadida; Apusomonadidae. Gene Ontology annotation, molecular function: glycosyltransferase activity. The transcript has a single exon. Bases 132 to 1154 code for a protein of 340 amino acids.